CGCAGUGCACGGUUGUGUCGCUCCGCCGGCAGAGGAAAUGCUCGUAGACCAAUCACAUCUGUGUUUACACCAUCACCUGUCAAACACACACCCUCUGGUACAUUUUCUCUCUGAAAGGAGCUGAAACACACACUCACACUGAAGCGCCUACGGUAGCCGCUAACUGGACGGACUCUCUGGCAAUUGACCUUUUGCAGCGGAAUAGUGGAAUAAGUCUUGAACCAUGAGCUCAGUGGCAGUGUUGACCCCAGAGAGCUUUGCCGAGCAUCGCAGUGGCCUGAAGGACCAGGAAAUAACAGGCUGCGUCCCAGAGGAUGAGGCAUACAUCCCUACCUAUCUGGAAGCCUUCCCUCCGCUGCCGGAGAAGGGGGCACCAGGGGAGAAGGCCGGGGAGCCAGCGUCAGCAUGGGGGAGCAAGAUCAGGCCCAUCAAAGCCUCUGUUAUCACCCAGGUGUUCCACGUGCCCCUGGAAGAACGGCGCUACAAGGACAACAGCCAGUUUGGGGAGGGCGAGGAAGCCAAAGUGUGCUUGGACAUCAUGCAGCGAACAGGAGCACACAUUGAGCUGUCCCUGGCCAAAGACCAGGGCCUGUCCAUCAUGGUCACUGGCAAACUGGACUCUGUCAUGAAGGCUCGCAAGGAAAUUGUAGCUCGCCUGCAGACACAGGCAUCUGCUACGGUUGCCAUCCCCAAGGAGCAUCAUCGUUUUGUCAUUGGCAAGAAUGGUGAGAAGCUGCAGGAGCUAGAGCUGAAGACUGCCACCAAGAUUGCAAUUCCCCGUCCGGACGACCCCAGCGCUAACAUCCGCAUCACUGGUACCAAGGAAGGCAUCGAAAAGGCUCGCCAUGAAAUCCUACUGAUCUCUGCUGAGCAGGACAAGCGUGCAGUGGAGCGUCUGUCCCUUGAGAAGGCUUUCCACCCCUUCAUUGCUGGUGCCCACAACAGGCUGGUGCAGGAGUUGAGCCAAGAGACCGGUGCCCGGAUCAGCAUCCCCCCGCCCAGUCUGCCCAAGGAUGAGAUUGUCAUCACUGGAGAGAAGGAGGCCGUAGCGCUGGCGCUCAGCCGCAUUCGAGCCAUCUACGAUGACAAGAAGAGGAAGACCACAACCAUCUCUGUGGAGGUGAAGAAGUCCCAGCAUAAGUACAUCAUAGGUCCGAAGGGCAACACGUUGCAGGAAAUCCUGGAGGCCACGGGGGUGUCAGUAGAAAUGCCUCCUCUGGACUCCGGCUCAGAAACUAUCAUCCUUAGAGGGGAACCCGACAAACUGGGACCAGCACUUACACAGGUCUACGCCAAGGCUAAGAGUGUGAUGGUGGUGGAGGUGACUGCUCCAGCCUGGCUACACCGUUUCAUCAUCGGCAAGAAAGGACAAAACAUCGGACGGAUCACACAGCAGCUACCACGGGUUCACAUAGAGUUUACGGAUGGUGAGGAGCGCAUCAGUCUGGAGGGGCCGACAGAGGAGGUGGAGCAAGCUCAGGCCCAGAUACAAGAGAUUAUCAAGGAUCUGCUGGUGAGGAUGGACUACACGGAAGUCAUCAUAGAUCAGCGUUUCCACAGACACCUUAUCGGAAAGAACGGAGCCAACAUCAAUAGGAUCAAGGAGCAGUACAAAGUGUCAGUACGAAUCCCUCAAGACUCAGAGAGAAGUGGUUUGGUCCGGAUUGAAGGAGACCCUAAAGGAGUGCAGCUGGCACGCAGAGAGCUCAUCGAGAUGGUCCAGAGAAUGGAAAACGAACGCACCAAAGACCUGAUUGUGGAGCAGAAGUUUCAUCGGACAAUCAUUGGGCAGAAAGGAGAAAAGAUCAAAGAAGUUCGAGACAAAUUUCCUGAGGUCAUUAUCAAUUUCCCUGAUCCAUCGCAGAAGAGUGACAUUGUCCAGCUGAGAGGGCCGAAGAACGAGGUGGAGAAAUGUGCCAAGUUUCUCCAGAAAAUCAUUGCAGACCUGAUUGAGAAUAGCUUCUCGCUUUCCGUUCCCAUCUUUAAGCAGUUUCACAAGAACAUAAUUGGUAAGGGUGGCGCCAACAUUAAAAAGAUCCGUGAAGAGACAAACACCAAGAUCGACCUGCCAACAGAGAACAGCAACUCUGAGAUGAUCGUAAUCACAGGCAAGAAGAGCAACUGUGAGGCAGCCAGAGAUCGAAUCCUUGCCAUCCAGAGAGAGCUGGCCAACAUUAAAGAGACAGAGGUCACCAUCCCAGCCAAGUUGCACAACUCUCUGAUCGGCUCCAAAGGCUGCCUUGUGCGCUCCAUCAUGGAAGACUGCGGCGGCGUCCACAUCCAUUUCCCCUCUGAGGGCUCCGGAUCAGACAAGGUCACCAUCAGAGGGCCUGUUGGUGAGGUAGAGAAAGCCAAGAAACAGCUGCUGCAGCUAGCUGAAGAGAAGCAAGUCAACAACUUUACAGCUGAGCUUCAGGCCAAACCAGAGUACUACAAAUUCUUGAUUGGUCGUGGUGGAGCCAAUAUUCGCCGUGUGCGAGACAGGACGGGGGCCCGCAUCAUCUUCCCCUCACCUGAUGACACGGAGCAAGAACUGAUCACCAUUGUAGGGAAAGAGGAAGCUGUGCGUCAAGCCCAAAAAGAGCUGGAGAGUUUGGUCAAAAACCUGGAUGACGUGGUGGAAGACAGCAUGGUGGUAGAUGUUCGCCAUCACCGCCACUUCGUGUGUCGGAGAGGCCAGGUGCUGCGGGAGCUGGCGGAGGAGUAUGGCGGUGUGGCUGUGAGCUUCCCUCGUACCGGAGCCAACAGCCAGCGGGUUACUCUGAAGGGGGCAAAGGACUGUGUUGAGGCUGCAAAAAAACGCAUCCAGGAGAUUAUUGAGGAUCUGGAGUCUCAGGUGAGCGUGGAGGUUGCCAUACCUCAGCGCUAUCACCGCGCCAUCAUGGGGCCUAAAGGCUGCCGCAUUCAGCACAUCACCAGGGAGCAUGAGGUCCAAAUCAAGUUCCCCGAGAGAGACGACAGUGCUUCAGGUCAGGAGGCCUCACCACAGGAAAACGGCGAGGUCAGUCCAGAGGCAGAGUUUGUCCCCCGCAAGUGUGACAUCAUCACCAUUUCUGGACGGGCAGAGAAGUGUGAACAGGCUAAAGCUGCACUGUUGGCGUUGGUGCCCAUAACGGAGGAUGUCGAGGUAUCUUACGAGCUGCAUCGCUAUAUCAUUGGUCAGAAGGGCAGUGGAAUCAGGAAGAUGAUGGAAGAGUAUGAGGUUAACAUCUGGGUGCCACAGCCAGAGAAGCAGCUGGAUGUGAUCAAGGUGACGGGCCUGGUAGCCAACGUGGAGCGAGCCAAACAGGGUCUGUUGGAAAGGGUCAAAGAGCUGCAGGCUGAGCAGGAGGACAGGGCCCUGCGCAGUUUUAAGGUGACCAUGUCUGUAGAUCCAAAGUUUCAUCCCAAGAUUAUUGGCCGCAAAGGAGCAGUCAUCUCUCAGAUCAGAAAAGAUCAUGAUGUCAGCAUCCAGUUCCCCGACAAAGGAGAUGAGCAGCAGGAUCUGAUUGUGAUCUCUGGUUAUGAGCGUAACGUGGAGGAGGCACGUCAGGCCAUCCAGCAGCUUGUGGCCGAGCUGCAGGAGAUGGUGAGCCAGGACGUUCAUCUGGACCCGAGGACCCACGCUCGCAUCAUUGGAGCCCGUGGCAAAGCCAUCCGCAAGCUGAUGGAGGAGUUCAAGGUGGAUAUCCGGUUCCCUCAACCAGGCUCCGACGAACCCGACAAAGUGACGGUGACAGGCCUUCCUGAGACUGUUGACAACGCCAUUGAUCACCUGCUCAACCUGGAAGAGGAAUAUAUGCUCAGUGUAACAGAGACAGAGACCUUGGCAGCAUACAUGAAGCCUCCGUCUCGCUAUGGAGGAGGAGGGGGAGCAGGAGGAGUGGACGAUAGCAGCGGGGGUCCAGCUAAGGGCUUUGUAGUGCGGGACGCCCCCUGGAACGCAGCAGGAAACAAGGCUCCAGACAUGAGCAGCGCUGAGGAUUUCCCCACGUUUGGGACAGGCGUGGCCCCGAAGCAAGCGUCUGCAUGGGGUCCCAAGAAGUUCUGAAGCUACGCAUCUGAAAAGGAAAAAAAAAACCUUCUGUAAAGUAGAUGAUGAGAGAGAAAACAAAACUCUUAUGAAAUUGCUGCUCGCCUUCCUCCUCCUCCUCCUCCUCUUCCUCUCUUUAGUGACCUUCCUAUUGUCUCUCGUUCUCUGUAAGCCCCUGCUGUUCUCCUUCAACCAGCCACAAUGAAUUCUGGGAGAACUAUUUCUUCUUUCGUCCUUCUCCGUCUCUCUUCUUAGUACCUCUACGUCCUCCUUCCUACGAGAGAAAAAACUGAACGUUGAGCGCUCUCUUCAUAGUUUCGCUGUCCUGCUUUGCCUCUCGGUUGCACCACCCCGGCCGGUCUCGCUGACACAUUUAAAAAAAAAAAAGCGUUUAUUUUCCACUUGCGACUGCCAAACCUCUCCCCUCAGAAUUAAAGUGUCACCUCACUGCAGUACAUAAAGAAAUGUUAGAAUCCUUCAGAGUAGAGUCAGGGAAAUAUUCGGAGAUAUCUGAAGCGAGGCGCUUUUAGGAGCAUGGGGGUCGUGUGUCCAAGUUAAGACAGCUAAUUUGGAUUUCUAAGCUAACAAAGAAGAGAGGAGUCUGUUUUAUAGAGCAAGAAGAGUUUGUACACUAUUCCAUCUUUGAAGGUUCUUUUCCUGUGGUUUUUAGAAGAAGCUUUCUUAUUGGCUCACCUUUUCAGUCACUCGUGGUGCAGCAGAUGAGGCAAUGAGCUGUGUUUCAGUGUGUGCGUGUCGGUGGGUUCAGGAGAGGUUUUUUUUCACCCACAAGUGUUUGUAGAUCCCUUUUUAAUUUAUUUCUGAGCUGGGAGCAAAAAAAGAAAAAAAACAGCUGCUGUAGUCGACGUUCUUUUUACAUUUUGAUGACUCAAAAGAUGUGGAAGUCCUGCGCCGAGUGUUUGUACUGAAGGUUGUUUUGUCACAACUGUUUAUUUAUUCAAAAAGGAGCCAUUUUAUUUGAACUACUGUGACCAUGCGUUUUUAUAAAAGCACUCAUUGUAGCUUGCAACGUUCCGUUCGGGAGUGAAUGCUGUACGUCAGGGUUUGGGAACAUGUCAACAGUUGCUAUGUCUAAGUGUACAAAGAACUUUUCGCUAUUUUUUUAAACUGUGUGGGGUUUUUUUUGUUGUCGGUUUCUGGCAUAUUUGAAAGACUAUGUAUGUAUGUGUGCGUGCGCGUGGAAGUUAAGAUGUAUAUUUGAAUGAAGCUGAACCAAACUUUUA
Messenger RNA from Amphiprion ocellaris (clown anemonefish), 5253 nucleotides. RefSeq names its product high density lipoprotein binding protein b (gene hdlbpb). The record is from RefSeq and is a predicted model, not a curated record. Gene Ontology annotation, cellular component: nucleus; cytoplasm. Gene Ontology annotation, molecular function: mRNA binding. NCBI's taxonomy places the organism in Eukaryota, Metazoa, Chordata, Actinopteri, Pomacentridae.